GCAUGAUGGGAGAGGUGUGGGGAGGGGCCACAGCCCUCCUGGUUUCCAUGGAGACGGGUUUGGCGCGGCCUAGCACCCACUGCUGCUCCCGCACCGCACGCCUCGGACUGGGAAGGCCAGGACGGCAUGGCGGCCUCUUCGAACUCUCUCGGCGGCAGCGCCGCCGUCCUCGGGCUGCUGCUCCGUCUUCUCCUCAUCCUGCUUUGCCCGGGCAGCGGCAGUGGGGACGACGACGACAGCGGUGGCUGGGACCCGGCAGGAUAUCUGCUCUAUUGCCCCUGCAUGGGGAGAUUUGGGAACCAGGCAGAUCAUUUUCUGGGCUCCUUGGCAUUUGCUAAGAUGGUGAAUCGGACCUUAGCUGUACCCCCCUGGAUUGAAUACCGGUAUCACAGACCUCCUUACACCAACCUACAUGUUCCCUAUAAAGAGUACUUCAAGCUGGCUCCUCUCCUGGAAUACCACCGGGUCAUCACCUUGGAGGAGUUUAUGGAGAAAUUGGCACCUGUCCACUGGGCUCCUGGCAAGAGAGUGGCGUACUGCUUUGAAACAGCAGCUCAGAGAAGUGUUGACAAAAGGACUUGCCCCAUGAAGGAUGGAAAUCCCUUUGGGCCUUUUUGGGAUCAAUUUGCUGUGGAUUUCGAUAGGUCGGAGCUGUUUGGAGGCAUCUCCUUCAGUGCCUCUUACAAGGACCACUGGAUCCGAAGAUUUCCGCCUUUUGAACAUCCUGUUGUUGCCCUUCCGGGCGCACCAGCCCAGUUUCCAGUUCUGGAGGAAUAUCGGCCUCUGCAUCAGUACAUGGUAUGGUCUGAUGAGAUAGUGGACAAGGGCGAGUCCUCUAUUAAUUCUUUCCUGAUCAGACCCUACGUGGGAAUCCAUCUGCGAGUGGGUUCAGACUGGAAGAAUGCAUGCAAUAUGUUGAAGGAUGGCACAGCUGGAUCUCACUUAAUGGCUUCACCACAAUGUGUGGGCUAUGAUCGGAACUCUGCUGCACCCCUCACCAUGGACAUGUGUCUUCCAAGUCUGAAGGAGAUCAAGCGAGCCCUCAAACUCUGGGUGAAGAAGGUAGAAGCAAAAGCUGUGUACAUUGCCAGCGAUUCUGAACCCUACACCAAAGAAAUACAGCAGCUUUUCAAAGGAAAGGUAAAAGUGGUGUAUUUGCAGCCUGAAGUGGCCCAGAUAGAUUUGUACAUUCUUGGUCAGUCUGACCAUUUCAUUGGAAACUGUGUCUCUUCCUUUACUGCUUUUGUGAAACGAGAGCGUGAUGUACAUGGGAGACCAUCCUCCUUUUUUGGCAUGGACCACCCACCCAGUCUGCGAGAUGAAUUGUAGCCUGCAAAGGGAAAGGCACUGUGUUGCUCAGAUACCUCUUCUCUUGGAUCCACUAUUGACACACCACCAGGGAAAACCAGGGCCCACUGAAAGCAAACCUUGCAUAUAUUCAGACAGGCCUGGUGGUGAAUUCUGCAGAUCCAUUCUGGUGCCAGUUCUUGUAUAUUAUUAGAUCAUUCCCAGGGCUCAGGAAAUCUAGUCUAUUUGUCCAUGAUUAGUGAAAAAUGAUGCCUGACAAGUGAAAACAAUCCUGACAAGUAACAUACCAACAUAGCUUGUCUGGCUGGUGAACUGAACCAACAUUUAUUGAUCCCUGAUCAUGCCCUGAAAGGAGAAACAGAUGACUUCAGGAAACCUUUUCUAACUGCUGUGGAUAAAUCAGUCAGGCAGUCCACUUGGUUUGCUGCUUGAGUUUCCCUCCUGUUUUUGUGCUUGCUUCUGAGAUUGACUUGUACCAACUGGUACUUGCUUAAUGCACAGUAGUCUCACAAGACAGCACACUCUGUGAAAAGGAAUGUUCUAGAAUUCAGUACUGGAAGAUUCCACAUGUUGUGACUAGCUGAUAUUUACCUCUUGUGCUUCAGUUUGCAAAAUGGAUUUAGUCCCCACUUCCUUCACUGGGAAGUUGGGGAGACUGAGAAUGAGUUUGCUAUCAUGUUUGGCAUAUUUUGGGAUCUUGAAAAGGGUCUGAAUCUUAACUACAGAGGUGUGUUCUGGAUCAGCAGUGCAGUCUGCAGGGACUCGGGCAGCAAGACUGCUGCAGUAUGAGUGCAUAGAGUUUUUUAUUUUUAUGUUAACAGUUCAUAUUACCAGAAAUCUCUUUAAGUGUGUUUAUAUUUUCAGAAAUGGCAGUCCAAGUGUCCAGAGUAUAAAAUGAAAUUGCUGAAUAGCCAAGAAAUAAUUGCAUUUUAAAAAUACCACAAUCACCUUAAUUGCAAAUAUGCACUUUUAUCAGACAGAUAUAUAACUUGGAGAUUCCAGUGCAUCUGUUUCCAUUUGAAUUGCUUGCAGUUGGUCAGCAGCAGUGUUCUCCUCCUGGUAUUGCCGUCUGGCCUCUGUCCUGCAACCAUUUUUGUUAUUAUUAGAGUUAUCGGAACAAGGACAUACCAUUUUAGCGUGCGUGUAUUUCUUCGUUCUGUUCUCCUGUGUUCUUUGGGCAUCCGUUUUAUGUUUAUAACCUAUAUAUUUUUUAAAGGCUUUCAAGUAGCCGCUCAGUCUGCUUCAAAUUUCAGAUGCUAUCUUUGAGCCUUUUGAAAUAGGAGCCGAGAUAACAUGUCUUGGUAAAAAUAUUCUCCUAAACCUUUUCCCACAGAAUAAAUAGCAGCCUGAUUGAUCAUAGCAGACUUGCAGAUUGCCAAGUUACCUAUUUUUUGUAAUAUUUCCCCAUCAUGUAAGAUCAGUAAUAGCUUUAUGUAGUAUCAGCAGAAUCUCCUUCACUGAUAUGUUCUGACCCCAUGUAUUUUGAACAUUGACUGAUGAAUUGUCCUGACUGCUGAAUGUGUUUACCUGAUUUUCUUAGUUAUUUCAAAGUCUCUUGAAAUAUUACUGUGCGAAGAGGGAGACCUCAUUUUCUAAGUGAUUUACAUGCUAUAUUGGGCUUGAAUUACAUAGACAAUAUUUUUCAUAUCCCUAAAUCUUUUUAAAGUUGUUGAUGGGUCUCGAUUUCAGCUGAAUUUUUUGCUGGUUUAGUUGCUAGCAGGAAUAUCACAGUCCCCAUAUCUUUCUGUUUGCCUUUGUGAAAUCUACAUCUUCUAAAUAGUCUGUAUUGCAAGUGAUGACAGCGUCAACAUUUUAUAGAUUUGGCAUUCUUUUGCUGUCAGCAAAGCACAUUGAUUCCUUGAAAAUUUUAAAAGUAGACCUGUGAAUGUGUUUAUAAGCAGCAACUGCAAGUAACAUUCAUAGUCUUGCUUGCUUGGUGAAGAUAGAGAGUUGCAAUUAUGGAUAUUUUCUCCAGUAAAUCUGAGUGUCUACAAAAGUUGCUUUCAGCUUUUUCUUGCUUUGCCUUUUUUAGCUUUAGAAAUACCAACUAAGCAAGACUCUUCAGUGUUCUGAAUUGUAGUUGCUGCAUUUAAUGCUUGAUUGAUGCACUAGUGAAAGAAAACACUUCAGUGAGCAGCUACCACAUCUUCUUGAGCAAGUUUUAUUCUCAAUCUGUUUCUGAAAGAGAUGAGCUGCUUGCAUUUCUUUAUGAAAAUCUAGUUGACGAAUACAGAAAUGAUGAGCGAUAAUUACCUUGUCAUCAAUAUUAGGUAUAUUUGAAUGCUGAAUCACUGCAGGUGUGCUACCUGUAAUAUUAAUGGUUGAAAAUUUCCUUUCUCACUUAUUCUUUAUGAAAUAGUGAAGUUGCUUGGUCAAAAGUUACAUCUAACAGGCUUAAAAAAACACCUAAUUCAAAAGUUAAAUUCAGUGUCAUGUACUAGUUUGGGUAGAUUCUGCAGCUGAACCUUGUGUGACAUAGAUGAUGAUGAUUAAUCAUGUACGCUUCUAGAAAUGAAAGAACUCUCAGUAUCGCCUCCAUUGAUGUUAAUGCAGAAUUAGGAAACAUUGUAGGCUGAGACUGCGAUAGUACAUGGAGGUAUUCCGUUACUUUAUCUUAACGUUAAGAUCCCUGUCAGAUCAGACCAAGGGUCCCUUUAGUCCAGCAUGCUGUCUAACAGUGGACAACCAGAUGCUUCCAACUUGAAAGCCCUCUCUUCUUUUUGUUCCUAGCAACGGCCACUCAAUGGCAUCCUGCCUCUAAACUGGAAGUAGCAUAUAGCCAUCAUGAUGACUCACCAGCAAUAAAUCUAUCCUCUGUGCAUUUGUCUAAAUGCUUAUAAGAAUAGUUCCCCAGUCUCUCUGUGAGGAGGAAUCUUUUGCAUGCUUGAUUUUCUGAUGCAGUAUUUUGGUUCAAAAGAUUCUUCCUGCUGUGUUAAUUGAAAGAAGUAAUAUUGAUGCCAAGUCUAAGCUUUUGUUUACCUGAAUUUUAUAUAUUUCCUAUUGGUUGUUGUGAUGUCCGGACAAAGAACUGCAACGAAGAAUGCAGUGGCACCUUGAAGAAUAACUGACUUUAACUAUACCAUUAGUUCUUGUAGAGAACAGCCUGCAUUCUUAGUUUCAUGUGAGAAGCUCCUAGCAUAAAGGAUCCAAAGGAUCUCUGAAGUGCCACCUUUCAGUCUGUAGCAUCAAAAACAAGCAGUAACUUUUCUGCAAUUUGUCUACAAGCAUAGGGGCUUCUUAAGAGUAGAAGAAUUUCCUUGAUGGGUCAGACAGAGGUUCAUCUAAGCCAGUAGUCUGUUCCCAACAACAGCCAGCCAGAAGCCACUGAGAGCUCACAAGCCAGACAUGAAGACAAACACCCUCUCCUAUUCACUGUCUCCAUCACCUUAUACAUAGUUAUAUUGCCACUGGAGACUCUGAUUAGCUAUCACGGCUAAUGACUAUUGAUGAACCUAUCCUCCAUGAAUUUGUCUAAUCAUUGUUUAAAAGCCCAUUAAGCUAGAGGCCAUAACCAGAUCCUCUGACAGCAAGGCCUGUGAGAUUAAUUGAUGAUGCUGUGUGGAGACUUUGUCAGUCUUGGACUGCUGCUACCAAUCAGUUUCAUUGGGUGAUCCAAGUUGUAGUUCAUAUUUGCAGGCUUUCUAAUUCUGGGCAUGAACAUGCUGUUGAAGCAAAAGAGCAACUCUGCACAAGCUGCUUAUUUCACAUAUUUUUGUACCAUCCCAUAGUGUUCUUUUGAAGAACGUGUGUUGGAAUGCCUUUCUCUUCCAGUUUUCCCCAAGGGUGCGUGUACUCUUUCCACACUCCAAGCCUUGAUAUGGUUUCUAUCCUGUGUAGAUUCUGUGAUGGCAGAAGGGCGGCACGUCUGCCUGAAUGUGUUUCCCAACUCUGAACAUGUCUACAGUUUUUUCUGGAGUGUGGAGAAAGUGGUCUUAGGUUCAUGCUCUGACCUUCUCAGCCUUUUCCACACUGAGAGUGCAUAUGGCUUUUUGCUUGUGUGGAUUCUUUGAUGGGACAGUAAGCUUUAUGCUGUGAGUGAAGUUCUUUUCACAAACUCAACAUUUAAAUGGAUUCUUAGCGAGUUAAAUUUGAGAUCUGGCUGAAGGUCUUGCAUGGUUUCUUUCCUGCCUGGAUUACUUGGUGGGGUGUGUGUGUGAUGUGAUGGCUGAAGCCCUUUGCGCACUCUAAGGAGGUACAAGCUUGCUUUCCUGUGUGGAUUAGAUGUGAUUUAUUAUGUAUUGUUUUAACCUGUAGAGCAUUCUUAUUUACUUUGCCUCCCUUUUGCCUCUCUUCUUGGUUUGGAAUGGCAUGGACAGAAGCAGUGAUCUUCUUGCUCCUCUGCUGUUCUGCUUUAGUUUUCCUUUUCGGCGGUUCACCCUCAUUCUUGCCCUCCCUCCUAUCGCCCCACAAGGCCAGAUGCCCAGAAAUUUCCUCCAUGACUUCUCUGUGCAGAGCCCCUUUGCCUGGAUCCCAACACCAAAGAGCGAAGGUCCAGCUUGAAUUGGGAGAGUAAUUUCCCUGCCCAGAGAGGCAUUGGUCAUCUGAGCUGGUCUCUGUUCUGCGUUUCUUGAUCUAGUUCUCCAUCUUUAGGGGCAGGAUGGUCAGGAACUGCUCCAGGAUCACCAGAUCCAGCAUUUGAGCUUUUAUGUGGCUUCAGCUACUACCAGCAAAAGCUGUCAAGUCAGCUGCAAACUCCUUGGGGUCCUUUGGCCUCCUGAUAGUGGAACUCUCUGAAUCUCUGGGGCUGGUUAUCUGAGCUGCUGGCCUCUCCUUCCAGGAUCUUCUGUACAGAUCUCUCCCUGAGUUCCCUCAAGGCCAAGGAGGUUUUCUUGGUCAUGCUGGAAGCAAUUUCAGUCUUCAGACAAGUAUAUAUAGUUUAAAUAUCUUGCCCAAGAUAUGUGGAAGGAAAACACUAAUCUCUGCCUUUGAAUGUAACCAAUGAAUUAGAAUUAUCUUAGUGAAGCCACUAUCAGUACAGAGCUUUUAGAAGCACAGCUACAACUAUAUCAGUGCCAUGAGAAUAAAGAGUAGCUGAUCCAUUAGGUUUUCUAAAAACGGUGGAGUGCAGCCCCACAAGCACUUAUGAAUUCUCCACUGAUGUGACUGGCUCAGAACAGAGGACAUCUGGGGUAUUUAUAUGCUAUGCAUGAUACUAGAAGCCAUAUUUUAAUUUUUUUAAACUGUACAGAAAAAGAUUUUUGCAUUUUUUCACAAUAAAACAUGAGUAUGUAUCUUGAGUGUUUUUAUAUAUUUCUCUUCUCUGUAGCUACAUCUGCCUAGUGAAAUUGCUUGUGAUGACAUCUUAGGAAAGUGGCGGGGAGUCAUUGGCCCAGAUGGUCAACUUUCUCCUUUCUGGUUAGGGAUGUCCAAACAUAGAAAGUCAGUGCUGUGUUGCUGAUUAGGCUGAUGCUACUAACAGAAGGGCACAGCUUAGAAAUGAGAUCAGGGACUCUCGCCUUCGACACGAGCUGUGUGCAUCCUUCCAAGCAGCUGUUUUUAAAAGCAAAAGAUUCUUAUACAGAGUGGAUUUAGUCACAUGCAGUUGACGAGUUUAUUCUUCUGUGCAAGAACUUCUGUUAUUGUAAUUGAAUUUAAUUAAACCUUUAUGGACAAUUGAA
Hemicordylus capensis (graceful crag lizard) is the source of this 6926-nucleotide messenger RNA. RefSeq names its product protein O-fucosyltransferase 1 (gene POFUT1). Gene Ontology annotation, molecular function: peptide-O-fucosyltransferase activity. The transcript has 7 exons. Bases 127 to 1329 code for a protein of 400 amino acids. Lineage: Eukaryota; Metazoa; Chordata; Lepidosauria; Squamata; Cordylidae. Gene Ontology annotation, cellular component: endoplasmic reticulum. Gene Ontology annotation, biological process: regulation of Notch signaling pathway; Notch signaling pathway; protein O-linked glycosylation via fucose. The record is from RefSeq and is a predicted model, not a curated record.